This is a messenger RNA of Manduca sexta (tobacco hornworm), 2365 nucleotides long. RefSeq names its product protein I'm not dead yet. The record is from RefSeq and is a predicted model, not a curated record. The transcript has 15 exons. Bases 110 to 1798 code for a protein of 562 amino acids. Gene Ontology annotation, cellular component: membrane. Gene Ontology annotation, molecular function: succinate transmembrane transporter activity; citrate transmembrane transporter activity. Lineage: Eukaryota; Metazoa; Arthropoda; Insecta; Lepidoptera; Sphingidae. Gene Ontology annotation, biological process: monoatomic anion transmembrane transport; citrate transport.
CGUUCUUUUCGUAGCAUAAGCAAUUUGAAAUUGUUCAAAGCAGAACAUACAGAAGAUUUAUUACCGGAAAUUUCUUUUUUGCAGUGAAUUUUAAGAUUAACUUCUCAUAAUGGCCAAGAAAGAAGAACCAUUCCUGACCACGUCCGAAAAGUUCAAAAUGUUUCUAUCGGCGCAUUGGCGUGGACUGCUGUGCCUCGUAGCUCCUCUGUUAUUCUUAGGCAUUGUGACUCCAUUUCCGGGGAAGCAUUACCAAUGGUGCGCGUACACUUUACUCGUGAUGGCCGUCUUCUGGGUGGCCGAGUGCAUUCCUUUGGCGGUGACUGCGUUCUUGCCCGUCGUUGUGUUCCCUCUGACGGGCGUCGCGAGUACGUCUACUGCUUGCAAGGCGUAUAUCAAUGACUCUGUGCUGAUGUUCCUCGGCAGUAUCAUGCUGGCGUAUGCCGUGGAGCAGUCUGGACUGCACAAGCGUCUCGCAUACGCUGCCAUACGGAUGAUUGGUUACUCCCAUUUCAAAUUGUUGUUUGCGAUGUGCGCCGUCACCACUUUUGUGUCGAUGUGGAUCACGAACACCGCCGCCACGACGAUGAUGGUGCCGAUCAUAUUUGCCCUGUUGAAAGUGUUCGAAGACCAAGGGAUCUUGGUAAUUUACGAAAAGGGUCCGGAUGGUGAAAAGUUUGCGAGCGACAUGACCACUUGUUACUUCUGCGCCGCGACCUACUCUGCUACCAUAGGAGGCAUUGGGACUUUAGUUGGGACGGCUACCAAUCUCGUGUUCAAGGGAUUGUUUAUGAGCGCAUACCCCGAGGCGCCCGAGUAUCUCUCGUUCCCCAAGUUCUCUGCGUUCGCGGUGCCGUACAUAAUCGUGCUUGAAGCGUUUACCUUCUUCUAUUUGGCUAUGGUUUAUUUUGGAUUCAUGAGGCCCGGCAGUGAAGCAGCGAAGUCCGCUUUUAUUACGGAUAAGGCCAAAGCUGCAGCCAAGAAGGCGAUCGACGAUGACUGGAAAAGAUUGGGGAGUAUGACAUUCUGGGAGAUGAUGGUGAUCAUAUUGUUUGGAGGCGCGAUGGUCGCGUUCUUCUGUCGUUCGCCGCAAAUGUUCGACGGCUGGGGCGAUGUCAUUGCAGAACACUUUGAUUUGGAUCACAAGUUCAUUCGAGAUUCAGCGCUGGCCAUGUUGGUUUGUUUCGUGAUGUUCCUUCUGCCUUCGUCGUUGGUAAUAUUCAAGAACUGUAAUGCGAAAUAUUACGAGGACCUGCCCAAGAAGUCUGUGCAAUCUGUGUUGGAUUGGAAAGUGUUAAACGCGAGUAUGCCAUACUCUUACAUGUUUCUCUUAGGCGGCGGCUUCGCGUUGUCCUCCGCGGCGAAGACGUCCGGCCUGAACGCGAAGCUAGGGGAGUACCUGCAGGUCCUGGCGUCGCUGCCUAAUAUGGUGGUGAUGCUGUUGGUGAUAGUGUUCGUCAUAUUUGUGACCAACUUUGCGUCCAACGUGGCCGUAUGCAACGUCUUUUCGCCAAUAUCUAUGCAGUUGGCGAAGGAAAUCAACCAGAAUCCGUUGUGGUAUUGUAUGGCGUCGGGGAUCACCGCAUCCUACUGCUUCAUGCUGCCGGUGGGGACGCCCGGAAACCUCAUCGUGCAGAGCGCCGCCAAUAUUCCCACAGGAAAGAUGAUGGUCGCUGGUGCGGGGCCCACGGUGACCACCAUCAUAGUGACGUGGUUCGCCAUGAUGUGGUGGGCGCCCAUAGUGUGGCCAGAUCUGCACUUGAUGCCCGAAUGGACGCAGCAUGAGGGCAAGAGUGCUUAGAAUAUGACGCAGGGAUAAUUCAACGGCUUCUUCCAAAAAUUUUCAUUUCUGGGACUAGAUGGAUAAACUAUUUUGGGUGUUAUUUAGGGGCCAGAGAGGUUUUAAGCGUUAUACUCGAGAAGAUAUUUUUGUAUUGCGUUAAUUUAUUAUGUAAUGAAGUAUUUUGUUACAAGCUUGUGUUAAUUGUUAAGUGCUUACUGAAUUAAGCUAUUUGAUGAAGGGUUGAGUGGAUUUGCAAUAUUUGUGGUGUGCCAAAGAGUCACUACCGGCAGGGCCUAAGACAUGCUGUCUGUCUGUACGCUUUCGUCCUUCCUAACAAACACUAUUUGGUCUCAAUUCUUGAUACUACAUUUUUUGAAGGCCAAACUUUUUGUAACUUUAUACGUUGUAAUAUCGAUAAAUUAAUAUAGCAUGAGUCCUACUCUAGUAAAUAAUUAAUUAAUGUUAUUGCAUUAGUUUCUGUCAGCAGCGAAACUUUGGCACUCUUAUGGCAUUGAAUACCACACAUGCAUAUUGGCAAGUUACUUAGUUCUUCAUAGUGGAUAUUUAAAUAAAUUGUGAAUAUAA